Penicillium lagena is the source of this 2610-nucleotide messenger RNA. RefSeq lists its product as uncharacterized. The record is from RefSeq and is a predicted model, not a curated record. Bases 1 to 2610 code for a protein of 869 amino acids. NCBI's taxonomy places the organism in Eukaryota, Fungi, Ascomycota, Eurotiomycetes, Eurotiales, Aspergillaceae. The transcript is spliced from 2 exons.
AUGUUUUCUUCUACAUUCAGCACCAGGGACCGUCUGAGACGGUCCAAAUCCGCGCGAUCUAUCCACAAGACCCGUCGCAUGACCGGUCCAGAAAGCGUGGGCCCAGAUAUCGCAAAGGACCAUGCGGCUGCCGCUGCGUCGUGCGCCAUGCGCCGGAGUGAAAGAGCAUCCACGGACUUCAGAGACCUCUACGACAACCACGGCGAGCCUGUAAGCACACCUCUUCCUCGGAGACACCAAAGCUCGAGCCACCAGCCUGCUGAGGAGGCUUGUCCAAUUCCUUUGACUCCGCGCCAGUCCUUGGAGAUGAACAAUGCGCCACGCAACCGUCACCAUAUUGAAGAUGUUGCAGCACUCCCUCCCAUCACAGAGACUGCAGGGUUUGAUGGACGUAAUAGCUCGCUGCCAUCGUCAUAUCGCCGUUUACGCAAAGCCAAGUCCAUGUUCUCAACCGCACAGCGAGCUCCAAAGGUCGCCUCAAUUCCGCAUGGAGGUCCUACAGAUCUCGAGCGCAGCUCGGACAUUGCAAUGCCACGAACUCUAAGGCGCUCCAUGUCUUUUCUUCGAAGUGGUAACCGCGACACCUCGAGAGCGGUUCGACGUGCCAAAAGUCAGGACGUGGCGAUUAAACUUGCUCGUCGCCAAUUCCUUCAAGACAAAGGUGAAGAUCUCGCUCAGCCCAGACGAUCUUCUUGGUUUGCUUCCAGGAGCAAGAGGGAACACAAGCCGUUCAGGAAGACAUUCCGCGCCACGAGUGAAACCGAGGCUGGCGCUGGGCCUUUUUCUGAACAAGCCCAAUCUGGACGCCCUCACGACAGGCCCCGAAUCUUCUCUGUAUCAUUCAAGAGGGGUAUCAAGCGUGUAUUUGGCUAUUCCAAGGCAGUCGAACAGCAUCCUCUGCCACAGCAAAUUAAUGAAUCUCGUGGCGAUCUAGGAUACCCUAGUCGGGCUGGAGUUGCUACAGAUAUCAAUUCUGACAGCAAACACUACAGAUACGCCAUGGUAGAACCUUUUGAUUUCUAUACACCGCAACAUCUUUCAGCUUCUCCCAGCCGCGACAGUCUUUGCACAUCCAAUUCGCGGGUUACCAGUUGGGUCGACUCGACCUCAGCAAACACCAUCGCAACACGAAAGGCCAGAAAUCGAAAAUCCCUGUCUUUGAUUGAAGAACAUGAUGAUCUGAACCAUCAGCUUGCGCAGAUGAGUGGGAUGGAGGGCAUAGAGAACUCGUCUCAACGUCCUGUUGGCAGAUCACCGGGGGCUUUUGACAGCCAGGAUUUGUAUGCAGCGUUGAUGCGGCAGAUUAACAAGAAUGCUUUAGAAGAUGAUGAAGAGAUGAUUCUUGGAGCCGUGGCAGAGCAUCGCGUUGUUCCUGAGCGUACCUCGUCGAUAAAUUCGCGGCGCAGCAGAUGCACCGUUCGUCGCGUUCCCAGCGAAGAAUCAUUCACAUCUCCAAGAUCCUUUGCAACAGCACACCGUGGUGAUUCGCUGACUCCACAAGGACGCCCUCCACGUUCAAUUGCUUUUAUCCCGCCUCUCAAAGCACCUCGAUACAUCUCGGGUCAGGAGAUUGACCGGUCUCUCGGUUCAAUCUCGGUCAAUCGACCAGUCCGUUCGACGUUUGCCGCAGUGGAAGAAUUCAACGACGGUGAAAGUAUAAUAAUCAACCGCUCCCCAGCUUUAACUGGCGAAACAGACUCCCCGAGCGUGUAUUCUCGAACUACGGGCGGCGAUACUCCCCCGAACAGCGAUGAAGAUGAUCUCCCAGAGAUGCGAGGAGAACCAGGAAUGGCAACAAUCUUUGCCAGCGAACGAACGGUUUACACUUCCCCAAAGCGCGGAUCCACCUCCGUUUCUUCAAAAUCCCGGAUUCAGCCAAGCGCAGAUUGGCAGCAAUGGAUGAAUACCCAGAUUGAGCGUAUCGAGAAGAUCUCUCCGGUCAGAGAGCAUAUCAGGGAGACUGCGCAGUUCCAAGAUAAUGAUGACGAGGUUUUCAAGACCAUGACCCAACGAGGACUCGUUGCAGCCAACAGCUCGCUCAUUGCACCUGUUCAGGGCGAGGGUGGCAACUACAUGGCGCCGGAGCACAACUCAUUGACUCAAAGCAAUUUUUCUCGUCCAUUUAGUCGAUCUUCGAGUCUACGGACGGUCAGAUUGUCUCAAAAGAUCGAGCCGGGACUCAGAGUGGCCAGCAUCGCCUCCGGUUCCGGAGGAUCAACCGCUGUCGCCGAUACGAUUGAAGGCCCGCAAUUUGUUGCCACCCCCGAGUCGCCGACACCCAAGAGGAACAAUGCCGAGUGUCGGAAACGAAUGCGCACUGAGGAGCAGUAUCGACGAUAUUCGGUGCGACGCUUGCCCAUUGCAGUUGAGGGCAAAACUGUUGUACCUUUCCGAUCCAUGCGAACGCGUCUUGACAAUCGAGGCUUGACAAAAGAGAAUGUGCGACAGCAAGACGAGCCCGACGAGAUGAUGGACAGCCACCACAAGCUUCAGGAUGGCCAUUCGACGAUCUCCAGCAAACGCAUGGUGGAGAUGUUUUUGAGCAGUCGACGCCAACUGACGGGGGCGGAGGUGCCUGGUGAGAACAAGGCCAAUGGGGCGUUUCUGUAG